AUGGCUCACUGCCUCACCAGGCAGCAUUACUCCCGCCUCCUCGCGUUGUUCCCCGCCUCACUGGGUAAUCUCCUACUGCUCAGAACAGGACACAACAGAGGAAAAGCUGCUCCAUUUUCCUUGUUGAAACUUAUUGGCUCAGGGACAUUUUUGCAUGACUUAUCCGAGCUACCUGAGCUGGACGAUCUCUUCUCCCCAAAAGGUGUGAUUCUAGAUGCUCAAAGGCGAGCAGCUCAGCUGUUUGGGUCAUCUAAAAAUUGGUUCCUUGUCAAUGGAACUACCUGCGGAAUCCAGGCCUCAGUGAUGGCUACCUGUUCUCCUGGUGACUACCUCCUUGUGCCGCGAAACUGCCACAUUGCAGUGAUCUCUGCGCUGGUCUUAUCUGGUGUGGUGCCUAAGUACAUAAUACCGGAAUAUAAUUCUGGGUGGGACAUUGCUGGUGGUAUCACCCCGUUGCAGUUGGAUGAAGCAGUAAACGAGUUGGAGGAAGAUGAAAAGAGGGUAGGCGCUGUUCUUGUUACCUCGCCAACCUACCAUGGUGUAUGCAGUAAUGUGCAAGGUAUUGUCGAUGUUUGUCAUCCACGUGGCAUUCCGGUUAUAGUUGACGAGGCGCAUGGCGCACAUUUCAGGUUCCAUGACAGUUUGCCGAGCACUGCAAUUGAGCAAGGUGCUGACCUAGCUGUGCAAUCCACGCACAAGGUCCUGUGCUCCCUUACACAGUCCUCAAUGCUUCACAUGGCUGGAGAUCUUGUGGAUGUAGAUAAAGUAAGCCAGUGCCUUCAGCUCCUCCAGAGCUCGAGCCCGAGUUACCUCCUACUGUCAUCUUUAGAUGCUGCAAGAGAUCAGCUGAGCAAGAACGGAAAUAUAUUUGAUGAGCCAUUAGCUAUAGCAUCAGAAACAAAAGACCAGCUGAUGAUAAUCCCAGGGAUAUCUGUUCUGGACUUGCCAUGCUUUGCCUCUGAAUUGAUCCAUUGCGUAUCACACUCAGCGCUUCAAAUAUGCAAUUAUUGGGAUAUGAAGCUUAUGACAUUUUAUAUGAAGGUCAUCAAAUUGUUUCUGAGCUUGUUGGCACACGGGCAGUGA
Miscanthus lutarioriparius is the source of this 1083-nucleotide messenger RNA. The record is from the annotation of a GenBank genome assembly. NCBI's taxonomy places the organism in Eukaryota, Viridiplantae, Streptophyta, Magnoliopsida, Poales, Poaceae.